AUGAGGCGUUGUCGGGGGAGCAGCUGUACCGCCAUGGAGCUGGAGAAAGACCAGGACUGCAGCAUUCAAGAAAAAAUUGACUUUGAAAUGAGAAUGCGAGAAGGAAUUUGCAAAUUGCUUACUGUGAGCUCACAAAAAGAACAAAUAUUGCAUGCAACUAAAAACCUGAUGGUUUGCAAUGCUCGCAUACUGGCCUACAGGACAGAACUACAGAGGAAGACAAGAGAGUCAACUGUGAACAGAAUUACAGGACAAUGCUCAGAUUUUGCAGCUAAAGACCGUACCGCAUGUAGAGGCAAGGUUGCCAUAUCAGAUCUCCGAAUUCCAUUGAUGUGGAAGGGCUCUGAUCACUUCAGCAGCAAAGACAGAACCCAGCGUUAUUCAGUUUUUUGCUUACUUAAAAUAGGAGCUCAGGUUUUUGAUACGGACUUGCUUAUUGUGGAUAAAGCAAUCACAGACCUAUGUUUUGAAAGUGUAACGGUGUUUGAGGAAGUUGGGCCAGAAUUCCAGCUAAAGUUUGAAGUCUACAGCUGCUGUUGUACUGAAGAACCUUCAACUAUAGCAAACACGCCCAAGAAGCUAGUUAAGAAGUUGAAAACCUCAAUUGGAAAAGCUACUGGGAAGAAACUCGGUUCUACAUUAGUUGAUGGCAACCCUGAAUCCUUGUUGCUCACGGACACAGUUGUACUUGGUGCAAAAUUCAGCUUGCUGGCACAUACAUCGUUAGGGCUGGAGUGUGUUGAGGACAGUUUCAAGACCCACAGCCUUACUGUUGUGGGAAAUGAGGAAUCGUCUUUUUGGGUUCCAUUGUAUGGCAGCAUGUGUUGUCAUUUAGUUGCUCAACCAUCCUGCAUGACCAAGGAUAUGAUGACUGGAUUUCUUAAUCAACAGCAAAUGGUAGGGAAUCUGACUAGCUGGCGAAAGCUAUAUUGUGUGCUAAGAGGUGGCAAACUCCUUUGCUACUCUACUCCGGAAGAAAUAGAACCUAAGGUGGAGCCAACUUUGACAGUGUCUGUCAACAAGGAAACCAGAAUUCGUGCUGUGGAUAAAAAUACCCGGAAAAAAACCUAUAACUUUUCUGUUAUCAACCCUGGGGCUGGUGAGGCUGUGACUCAGAUUUUUGCAGUUGAAAGCCGGGAAGACCUUUAUAAGUGGAUGGAAGCUUUCUGGCAGCACUUCUAUGAUUUCAGUCAAUGGAAACACUGCUGUGAAGAAUUCAUGAAAAUUGAGAUUAUGUCACCACGGAAACCACCAUUGUUCUUGACAAAAGAGGCCACUUCAGUUUACCAAGAUAUGAGCAUUGAUUCCCCAGCAAAAUAUGACAUAGUGCAACAAAAAAUUGAGGAAGCCAAUGGGAGUUGGCUAAUUGGCCAAGAAGAAGAAGGUGGACCUCCAUGGGCUGCAGUGUUUGAUGGUUCUCACCAGGUGCUUGUGCAGAAAAACAUGUUUCCAGGAGUAAAUGAAGAGGCUGUAAACCCCCAUGAAGGGAAAGGCAAAAAAAGAAGAGCACCGCUUCCACCCUCUGAUAAGCCACCGUAUACCUCGGCAGCACUGACGUCAUCAAACCAAUGGGGAAAGGAAAACAUUUUGAAUAAUUCUCCUCUCCCAUGUAGGAAAUGUUCUUCUAAUUCAAGCUUAUCUUCUGUACUGCACUUCAAACGACCCAUUGCAGCUCCUCGUAAGCCAGUUUCUUGUCAAAAAGGUACCUUCGCUGACAUUGAAAGUCCCGGCCCUUCAGCUACAAAGGCUGCUUGUGGUGAUAAGCCCAUUCCUGUUCCAAGGCAGAAAUCAGUCCAAGAUGCUUGA
Molecule: messenger RNA, 1806 nt
Organism: Elgaria multicarinata webbii
Lineage: Eukaryota; Metazoa; Chordata; Lepidosauria; Squamata; Anguidae
Gene: RTKN2
Product: rhotekin 2
Exons: 12
Coding region: 1-1806 (601 amino acids)
Biological process (GO): positive regulation of cell population proliferation; hemopoiesis; signal transduction
Source: RefSeq, a predicted model, not a curated record